Fusarium verticillioides 7600 is the source of this 570-nucleotide messenger RNA. RefSeq lists its product as hypothetical. The transcript is spliced from 6 exons. The record is from RefSeq and is a predicted model, not a curated record. The coding region runs from base 1 to 570 and encodes 189 amino acids. Gene Ontology annotation, molecular function: ATP binding; ATP hydrolysis activity. NCBI's taxonomy places the organism in Eukaryota, Fungi, Ascomycota, Sordariomycetes, Hypocreales, Nectriaceae.
AUGGUUGAAAGUCUGGUGACGCAACACUUCUUGGGCAAGGCGUCAGCUUACAAUGACACUGAUGACGUAGAUAUCGUUCGUGGAAAAGGCAAGGGCUUGAUUCUGCUUCUGCAUGGAGCACCUGGAGUUGGAAAGACGACGACAGCGGAAUGCGUUGCGACAUACUUCCGCAAACCCUUAUUCCAAACAACUUGCGGAGACCUAGGUUCGACAGCAGACGUGGUCGAAAGUCGCUUGGAGAAGAAAUUUGCUCUCGCAAGUCGAUGGGGCUACAUUCUGCUAAUCGACGAAGCCGAUGUCUUCCUCGAGGCUCGGCAGACUGAAAACUUUGACCGUAACAGUCUUGUCGCUGGCUUCCUUCAGACACUCGAGUACUACACCGGUAUUCUGUUCCUCACCACCAACCGUGUCGGCACCUUCGACGAGGCCUUGACCUCCCAAACUUCUACCCUUGCUGUCUUCAAGGUCAAUCUCACUCGUAUUCAAGCCCGCUUCGAGAAGAAGAAGGAAAGGGGCGAAGCCAAGCUUGAACUCGAUGAGCUGUCCGUCAACGAGUUCAUCCUUGACUAA